GUGGAUCUGAAAUCAUUUAGUGAGGGGGGUACUUGGGAAAGAGAGCAAGAGAAGCUCUCAAUGAAAGUUUGGCCAGAGAUAUUUUUCUUUUCUUUCACAGAGGCUUCACUUUUGCUGAUUCAAAUUCAAUUGGUUACAUUUUGUUUCUGCUCAACUUUCAAUAUUUCAUGAUGAAUGGUCCAUGUAUGCAUUGUGGAAUUGAUUCAACUCCACUUUGGCGUAAAGGACCAAAUGGAAAGUCGAUAUUGUGUAAUGCUUGUGGAUCACGUUUCAAGGCGAAAGGAAACCUUGAAAACUAUCUCCCAAAAAUUGCUCUGCAAAAUCGAAUAUUACGCCUUAACAUUGAAAAAGCUAAUGAUAAAGGUCUCAAGCUUUCAAAUAAAACUUCAGGUGGAAUCAAUACCAAUACUCGGGACUUUAAAAUCCCUCGAAAGAAACGCUCACCUGUAAAGAAGCUGACACCAAUUGAGAGGUUUCAUAAAACUCUUUUGAGAUUAUCAAAAUCGGAAAAACUAUCGAAUGACAAUAUUUUAUUGACCGAGAAUAUGAACAACUUCAUGCCUAAUAAUGAGAUAGGCCUUGGAUGCAUUCUUCUCCAUAAGACAAAUGUUACUCCUACAAAUUAGUACUUCAUCUGGUCUUAUAUAUAAGAAAAAAUUUACUUUUUAGGUUUAUUGAAUAUUCAAUGUACUUAGACUGUAUAGUAGACCAAAUACAUUACUUAAUGAAUCUAAAAAUCAACUUUAUCUUCUAAAUAGGACCAGAGAUAGUAUCAUUCACAUGCAUAGAUAGACAAGUAUAUUGGGAAUUGGAAUGAUACUAUGUAAAUGUGGUGUAACUGAGAGUUUUAGCUUUAGAUAUGUAAACAUAAUUUAGACUUACUGGAUUUAAGUCUAUGUGAACUUAAGUAUUGCAUUAGAGGCAAAUUUAAGUUAUUUUAUUUGGUAUUA
Messenger RNA from Lathyrus oleraceus (garden pea), 950 nucleotides. RefSeq names its product GATA transcription factor 27. Gene Ontology annotation, biological process: regulation of DNA-templated transcription. The transcript has 4 exons. Lineage: Eukaryota; Viridiplantae; Streptophyta; Magnoliopsida; Fabales; Fabaceae. Gene Ontology annotation, molecular function: sequence-specific DNA binding; zinc ion binding. Bases 168 to 626 code for a protein of 152 amino acids. The record is from RefSeq and is a predicted model, not a curated record.